This is a messenger RNA of Salmo salar (Atlantic salmon), 3880 nucleotides long. RefSeq names its product stathmin-4. Gene Ontology annotation, cellular component: neuron projection; cytoplasm. Gene Ontology annotation, biological process: microtubule depolymerization; regulation of microtubule polymerization or depolymerization; neuron projection development. Gene Ontology annotation, molecular function: tubulin binding. Lineage: Eukaryota; Metazoa; Chordata; Actinopteri; Salmoniformes; Salmonidae. The record is from RefSeq and is a predicted model, not a curated record.
CCGGGGCUAGAUGCUGGCACUCCUCUGGACCAAUAGCAGGGCCCGGUGGUGAUGUCAUGGGGUAAGAGAGGGGCUGUUGCUGAUGCUACCGCUAGUCUGUAUCCAAGGAGCAAGACAGACAGACAGAGAGAGAGAGAGAGAGAGAGACAGCCUGCUAACCCGGACCUACCCUACCACCCCCACCACCAUCAUCAACUCAGCACCGCUCCAGACGAGGGAACAGCAUUGACCAGAAUUGACCUGAGCUCAACACAGUGGAAUCAUGACCCUAGCAGCGUACAGAGAGAAGGUGAAAGAGCUCCCCCUGGUGUCUCUGUUCUGCUCCUGUUUCAACCCUCAGACCAUCGACUGUAAACCCACAUACAAAGCAGAAGAUGCGGUGGAUCUGGGCUGGUGUGUGAUAAAGGACGUGGAGGUGAUAGAGUUGAACAAGCGUUCUUCGGGCCAGGCCUUCGAGGUCAUCCUGAAGCCUCCGUCAUUUGAUGGCGUCCCAGAGCUCAACGCUACCAUGCCCCAACGCAGAGAACUCUCCAUGGAGGAGAUCCAGAAGAAAUUAGAGGCUGCAGAGGAGAGGAGGAAGUGCCAGGAGGCUGAGCUGCUGAAGCACCUGGCAGAGAAGAGAGAGCACGAGAGAGACGUGAUUCAGAAGGCCUUAGAGGAGAACAACAACUUCAUCAAGAAUGCCAAGGAGAAGCUGGAGCAGAAGAUGGAGGCCAACAAGGAGAACAGAGAGGCUCUGCUGGCGGCCAUGUUGGAACGACUGCAAGAGAAGGACAAACAUGCAGAAGAGGUGAGGAAAAAGGUACUAGCUUUGGCAGAUGCGGUGGACCUGGACUGGUGUGUGAUAAAGGACGUGGAGGUGAUAGAGUUGAACAAGCGUUCUUCGGGCCAGGCCUUCGAGGUCAUCCUGAAGCCUCCGUCAUUUGAUGGCGUCCCAGAGCUCAACACUACCAUGCCCCAACGCAGAGAACUCUCCAUGGAGGAGAUCCAGAAGAAACUAGAGGCUGCAGAGGAGAGGAGGAAGUGCCAGGAGGCUGAGCUGCUGAAGCACCUGGCAGAGAAGAGAGAGCACGAGAGAGACGUGAUUCAGAAGGCCUUAGAGGAGAACAACAACUUCAUCAAGAACGCCAAGGAGAAGCUGGAGCAGAAGAUGGAGGCCAACAAGGAGAACAGAGAGGCUCUACUGGCGACCAUGUUGGAACGACUGCAAGAGAAGAAUAAACACAGAGAAGAGGUGAGGAAGAACAAAGAACUGAAAGAGGAAGCCUGCUGGUAGACGAGUGGAGCGAGAGAGUGGUUUUGUGAGUCAAUAAGGGGAAAAAAAGAGAACUGAAAACAACCCCAUCUGAACUAUGAACACAGGAGUUAAUGUAUACGGUAACGAAUUGGAACAAGCGCACAAAAUUAAACAGGGAUUCCACAACACACAACAAAAACAUUGUGAUGAAAUAAAAGAGAUAAGGACAUGUUUGGCUGGUAAUGUAAGGUGCACCAGAGUGUGAGGGGAUGGAGAGAGGGGAUCUGGGUGUGAAGGAAUGUUUUUAUUAUGUUAAUUAUGUGGGAACAGAGAGAGUGAAGCUGGUGUUUGUGGUGGAACACAGUGGAGUGGUAGGUUAUCAAUAUGGUGCCGCAGUCAGCACCAAAACAUACAGUAACACACCCUCAGAGCCCAUUAUCCCAGAGCUGACUGAACACACCCUCAGAGCCUACUAUCCCAGAGCUGACUGAACACACCCUUAGAGCCCACUAUCCCAGAGCUGACUGAACACACCCUUAGAGCCCACUAUCCCAGAGCUGACUGAACACACCCUUAGAGCCCACUAUCCCAGAGCUGACUGAACACACCCUCAGAGCCCACUAUCCCAGAGCUGACUGAACACACCCUUAGAGCCCACUAUCCCAGAGCUGACUGAACACACCCUUAGAGCCCACUAUCCCAGAGCUGACUGAACACACCCUUAGAGCCCACUAUCCCACGAGCUGACUGAACACACCCUCAGAGCCCACUAUCCCAGAGCUGACUGAACACACCCUUAGAGCCCACUAUCCCAGAGCUGACUGAACACACCCUCAGAGCCCACUAUCCCAGAGCUGACUGAACACACCCUCAGAGCCCACUAUCCCAGAGCUGACUGAACACACCCUUAGAGCCCACUAUCCCAGAGCUGACUGAACACACCCUUAGAGCCCACUAUCCCACUAGCUGACUGAACACACCCUUAGAGCCCACUAUCCCAGAGCUGACUGAACACACCCUUAGAGCCCACUAUCCCAGAGCUGACUGAACACACCCUCAGAGCCCACUAUCCCAGAGCUGACUGAACACACCCUCAGAGCCCACUAUCCCAGAGCUGACUGAACACACCCUUAGAGCCCACUAUCCCAGAGCUGACUGAACACACCCUCAGAGCCCACUAUCCCAGAGCUGACUGAACACACCCUCAGAGCCCACUAUCCCAGAGCUGACUGAACACACCCUCAGAGCCCACUAUCCCAGAGCUGACUGAACACACCCUCAGAGCCCACUAUCCCAGAGCUGACUGAACACACCCUCAGAGCCCACUAUCCCAGAGCUGACUGAACACACCCUUAGAGCCCACUAUCCCAGAGCUGACUGAACACACCCUUAGAGCCCACUAUCCCAGAGCUGACUGAACACACCCUCAGAGCCCACUAUCCCAGAGCUGACUGAACACACCCUCAGAGCCCACUAUCCCAGAGCUGACUGAACACACCCUCAGAGCCCACUAUCCCAGAGCUGACUGAACACACCCUUAGAGCCCACUAUCCCAGAGCUGACUGAACACACCCUCAGAGCCCACUAUCCCACUAGCUAACUCAACAACAUCCACACUCUGUAUCUCACUUGCAGGCGUUUACACGUCAAAAUGAUUUCUACUGUGAUACGUUUUUCCCUAUAGCUUUAUGGGGAUGCUGUAACCAGCUCAUGCACGUCAUUCACCGUACACUAUUUUGAAUUUACCGGGGGAACACUAUCAAUGAUAAAUCAUUUGUGUAUGUCAGAUAUGUCAGAUUGGAUUGUGUCAUUGGAAAAGGCUAAAUAUGUCUCAAGUACUCUCAAGUAAUUUUAGCAAAUGUAUUAAAAAUGAAAUACAGAAAUAUCUAAUUUACAUAAGUAUUCACACAGUCAAUAAAUGUUUGAAUCACCUUUGGCAUCGAUUAUAGCUGUAAGUCUUUCUGUGUAAGUCUCUAAGAACUUUGCACACCUGGAUUGUACAAUAUUUGCACAAAUUCUUCAAGCUCUGUCAAGUUGGUUGUUGAUCAUUGCUAGACAGCCAUUUUCAAGUCUUGCCAUAGAUUUUCAAGCCAAGUUAAGUCUAAAAUGUAACUAGGCCACUCAGGAACAUUCACUGUCUUCUUGGUAAGCGACUCCAGUGUAGAUAUGGCCUUGUGUUUUAGGUUAUUGUCCUCCUGAAAGAUGAAUUCAUCUCCCAGUGUCUGGUGGAAAGCAGACUGAACCAUGUUUUCCUCUAGGAUUUUGCCUGUGCUUAGCUCCAUUACAUUUAUUUUUUAUCCUGAAAAACUCCUCAGUCCUUAACAAUUACAAGCAUACCCAUAACAUGAUGUAGCCACCACUAUGCUUGGAAAUAUGGAGAGUAGUACUCAGUGAUGUGGAUUUAACCCAAAACAUAACACUUUGUAUUCAGGACAAACAGUUAAUUGCUUUGCCACAUUUUUUGCAGUAUUACUUAAGUACCUUGUUGCAAACAGGAUGCAUGUUUUGGAAUAUUUUAAUUCUGUACAGUCUCCCUUUUCACUCUGUCAAUUAGGUUAGUAUUGUGGCGUAACUACAAUGCUGUUUAUUCAUCCUAAAUGUUCUUGUAUCACAGCCAUUAAACUCUGUAACUGUUUUAAAGUC